Molecule: messenger RNA, 2044 nt
Organism: Westerdykella ornata
Lineage: Eukaryota; Fungi; Ascomycota; Dothideomycetes; Pleosporales; Sporormiaceae
Exons: 3
Coding region: 53-2044 (663 amino acids)
Biological process (GO): cleavage in ITS2 between 5.8S rRNA and LSU-rRNA of tricistronic rRNA transcript (SSU-rRNA, 5.8S rRNA, LSU-rRNA)
Cellular component (GO): nucleus
Molecular function (GO): polynucleotide 5'-hydroxyl-kinase activity
Source: RefSeq, a predicted model, not a curated record
CAACCCCAAGAAUUCGCUAGCAUAAGUUGACAUUGCCAGCGGAUUUGAGGAUAUGCCGGGGAAAAGGAAAAGAAGUAGUGCCGCAAAUGCGAAUGCUGAUGCCACCGCUGUGCAUUCAGAGGAAAGAAACGUCAAGCCAAUCAGCGCGGUUGCUGCCGCAAAAUUAAGAUCCCAACCGUUUCUGCAAGAAGAAGUUCCAUCAAUUGAAAAUCCCAGCUCAGCCAAUUCUCUUGUCUCAAGCGAAAUAGAAGGAGAAGAAGGAAGAUCACUUGGCGAAGACGAGGCCUCGGUUCCCCAACCCAAUGUCCAACUGUGCACGUGGCGAUAUGGACCCGACUAUGUAUCCUCCGAGUCGGAAGAACAGGUCACUAUAUGCUUGAAAAAGGGUGCCACCAUCACCUUGAUAGGAUGUUUCGAUUUUACCGUGUUAAGAGGGGCUAUCAACAUCAAUGGCGCAAACUUCGGUGCAGUACUUCGCCGAGGCGAACAACCCAAAACUUCUCGUGCAUACGUUCUUUCGACGCAUCCCAUAUCCGUUAUCAAGGGGUUGGACAGUGAGAAUGAAAUCCAAUUCCUAAGCUGUCCCGAAACAACGCCUCUAGGUUCAUUGAACCCACUCUUUCGCAAUAUCUGGAAUGCCAAACCUCUCACUGGACGGGCUAAGUCCUUCUCAUUGAUCACGGAAUCUGACGCGGACCCUCUUCAUAGACCUCUCACACCUGAAAUCAUACCCGAUGAUUGGGUUCGCCAAGUUGAUGAAUGCGCAGCCACUUUCAACACCACCCUGGUUAUAGGCCCACCCUCAUCCGGCAAAUCGAAUUUUGCAAAGAGGCUUCUGAAUAGAUACCUGACCGGCCAUGGUAGACUAGCGCAGCCCAUUUCUUCCGCAUUGUUUCUUGACCUAGACACGAGCAAACCCGCGUACACACCCCAUGGCCAAAUAUCGCUUGUACUGGUACGACAGGUCGAUCUCGGACCCCCUUAUACACAUCCUCACCCGUUGCCUAAGUCUGCAGGGGGCAAUGAGAUUGUCCGGUCUCAUCCUGUGCCGGUCCACAACACGUUGAACUAUCUGGACCACUUCCUUGCUGGUACAAGGGAUCUCCUACGUACCUUCCAGGGCCUAAACCAACAACAACCAUCCGGCCCCCUCAUAGUCAACACCCCCGGCUGGCUUUAUACCUCGACCUUCAGCACGCUCCUCGAUCUGCUCCCUCUCCUAAAACCGCGGAACCUCGUCGUCCUCGCAGACGCCAGCUCCAUAGAUGUCGACACCGCCUCCAAACUCCACACCCUCGACACAGCCUCUCGGAAACUGAACGCUGCAGUUUUGCAUAUCUCCGCGAUCCCAGCACCCCCUACUCCUUCACCUUACACAGACGCACACCACCGAGACAUGCACAUGCAGUCCUACUUCCACCUACGCCUGUCCAAAUCCUCGGAACCAGCAUUCUCCUCCCUUCCACUCACUCACCUCCCGCCUUGGGAAUUCUUCCUAAACGAAACAGAGACAUCACCGCAAUCGCUCAUCGGCGUUAUAGCACUCUGCGACCCCUCUUCCCUCACACCCCCAAAUAGUCUCCAGACGAUCCUCAACGGCGCUAUCGUCCACAUCAUGGAUACCUCUGACCCGGACAUAAUUGGCCAGUACGGCACACUGCCUCGGACGCAAGACCGUUUCGGCAUCCCCUAUUUCCCCGUCGACCAAGACACAGGCGCUGUGAAGAUGUUGGAUCCGGCGUCAUCCCGGAUCGUGGCUACGGCAUUGGUGCGUGGGUGGGAUGUUAGCAGGGGAGUUGUCCAGCUUCUGGUUCCCAAGGGUGUGGAGAGCGUUAUGACUUCGCUUCGGUCGGACAGGACGGUGUGGGUUGUCGGGGCUUGUGAAGGGGCGGGGUGGGCUUAUGUGGAGGAGGCCGAGUAUGUUCGGAGUGAAGGGGGAGGAGUGGAGGGGCAGGAGUUGGACCCCUGGGUGGAGAGGAGGGAGGUGGUGGAGGGGAUGGGGUAUUUGUGUGUGCCGCGGAGAGUGAGGCGGUUUCAGCAGUGA